AUUCGGGAUUAUUGUGAUGUAGUGAUACAGUGGUCUUUGUCUAACACUUGACUGUUUUUUUUAACAUUACUUAUUUUAUUUUUUGCUUCCAAAAGUGACACAAGUGCAGCUCCGAAGCUUGUUUCCAAUGACCGAUCAGUUUAAUUAUCAGUAUUGAGGAUAUUUCUUGAAACUAUAGCAAACAAUAAAAUGUAAAAGAUUCUACUGUACAAAUGAUAAAAAUCUCAAGACAAAACAAAACAAUAAAAAAAUAAAAUCAUAACAAAUCUCGAAAUAUAUGAAAUAUUUGGACGUAGAUGUAAAAUUCCAGGUCAUUCCAAGUACCAGGCUGGCUUGGUGUCCAAGGGUCCUUUGGUGGGAGAACAACGUCCAAAUAAAGUAGUAAAAAAAAUCUUAAAAAUUAGCGAUGAAUGAAGAUUCAGCGAAUAUGAGGGCUUUACAUAUCAGAGGCAUUGGAUUUUGCUGAAACGUGUGAGGUUAACCUCGAAUAACACUAUCUUUAGAAGACUUAUUUAUUUUCUGUAAUUCCAACCAGACGUUUCGUUAAAAGUUGAUCUUAAGGAAAAUGGGAUUUGACGUUAAUAGAUUCCAAGGAGAAGUUGAUGAAGAAUUAAUUUGUCCAAUAUGUUCCUGUGUACUUGAAGAUCCUGUUCAGGUGAGUGAUGUGUUGCAGGCAGCAGUAUGUGAGCAUGCAUUUUGUCGUGUCUGCAUAAACGAGUGGAUAGGAAGGCAGCCAACGUGUCCGCUGGACAGGACACCAAUAACACCAGCGCAGCUGAGACCAGUACCACGAAUUCUGAGGAACCUCUUGGCGCGACUGUGUAUCAAUUGCGACAACAUGGUGUACGGGUGUCAGGCAGUAAUAAAGCUGGACAGCUUAGUGACACAUCUUGAAGAAUGCGAGUUCAACCCCAAGAGACCUGUACCCUGUGAACAGGGUUGUAGCCUAAUCGUGCCUAAAGACGAGCUCAAGAAUCACAACUGCGUGCGUGAGCUGCGUAGCCUAAUUCAAUCCCAGCAUCAGAAACUCAGCGACAUGAAGCGCGAGUUGAGUGAGCAGCAAUUUCAGAUGAACGAGCAGAGACGUGAGAUAAAUUUACUUAAGGAUUUUAUGCGAGCUAUGAGAGUUUCUAAUCCAGCUAUGCGGGCUAUUGCCGACCAAAUGGAGCGCGAUGAAGUUGUCAAAUGGUCUGCUACUCUUCCACGUGCUCGGGUUACUAGAUGGGGUGGUAUGAUAUCUACUCCAGAUGAACUUUUACAGACAAUGAUCAAAAGAACGUUAUCAGAGUACAACUGUCCGCCACAUGUAAUUGACGAGCUGAUGGAAAAUUGUCACGAGCGAAAGUGGCCACCAGGCUUGAGCUCGUUGGAGACGCGACAAAACUCCAGACGUCAGUACGAGAAUUAUGUCUGCAAGCGAGUGCCGGGUAAACAAGCCGUACUAGUACUUUAUUGUGACAACACGCACAUGCCAGAGGAUAUGAUGGUUGAGCCAGGAUUAGUUAUGAUUUUUGCUCACGGCAUCGAGUAAAAAUUAAUUAAUUUAAUAGUUAAUAUAAACAAAGACAUUUUUCCAAGUGAAUUAAAAUAAUUUAAUAUAAGAGUCAUUAUCAUAAGGCAACUGUAAAUUGUUUGAUUACACAAAGCGAUAUUUUAUAAUCAUUCAAUUUAGUUUUUUAACUUAUUAUUUAGUAAUAAUCUCGUACUAUCGGCAGUUAAUUAAACCAUUUAUAUUUUUGAGUACUUUAGGAUUUUAAAUUAGUUACAAAGACU
This is a messenger RNA of Cotesia glomerata, 1773 nucleotides long. RefSeq names its product E3 ubiquitin-protein ligase NRDP1 (gene elgi). Lineage: Eukaryota; Metazoa; Arthropoda; Insecta; Hymenoptera; Braconidae. Bases 566 to 1531 code for a protein of 321 amino acids. The transcript is spliced from 5 exons. The record is from RefSeq and is a predicted model, not a curated record. Gene Ontology annotation, cellular component: plasma membrane signaling receptor complex. Gene Ontology annotation, biological process: tumor necrosis factor-mediated signaling pathway; protein K63-linked ubiquitination; regulation of canonical NF-kappaB signal transduction. Gene Ontology annotation, molecular function: metal ion binding; ubiquitin protein ligase activity.